Molecule: messenger RNA, 390 nt
Organism: Mercurialis annua (annual mercury)
Lineage: Eukaryota; Viridiplantae; Streptophyta; Magnoliopsida; Malpighiales; Euphorbiaceae
Product: glycine-rich cell wall structural protein 2-like
Exons: 1
Coding region: 1-390 (129 amino acids)
Source: RefSeq, a predicted model, not a curated record
AUGGCAGGACAAAAUGCUCUAUCAUGGCCAUUAGCUCUGCUGGUUAUUUUUCUGCUUCUUGAAGCUGUGGUACAAGGAAGGUUACUUGAUGGAGAAGUCAAUAUGGGCAAUGAGAUUCACAGAACGAACCGGGGAAAGGCCGGAUAUCAACCCCUUGCUGGCGGUUAUGGUGGAGGCUAUGGCUAUGGUUCAGGUGGCGGCACCGGAGGAUGGAGUAGUCCGGCAGGAGGAUAUGAGAAAGGAGGUGGUGAAGGUGGAGGUGGGGGCAACGGCCAAGGAGGUGGUUCUGGAUUUGGGUCUGGGUCAGGGUCAGGGUCGGGGUCGGGAUCGGGAUAUGGCGGUGGAGGCGGAGGUGGUCAUUACAAGGACAUUACAGAACAUAUGUCUUAA